AUGAGUUCUUCCCCAAAUAUCUCUGCUGCCACUAUCUCCGACAUCAUAGUCGCUGAUGCCCAUACCUACCUCAACAUCAACAUGAGUAAUGUCUCCAAGCUUACUCCGUCAAACUAUCUCAUGUGGCUUCGUCAAGUCCAUUCUCUCCUUGCUGGGUAUGGUCUUGUCGGUCACCUUGACGGCACUACUGCCGCCCCACCCACCACCAUCACCGUUGACAACGUCUCCGCUGACAAUCCCGAGUAUCAGAUCUGGCUUUGUCAAGAUCGCUUGAUCUAUAGCGCUCUUCUUGGCGCUAUCUCUAUCUCUCAACAACCCAUUGUUACUCGCGCCAACACUGCCCACGAAGUCUGGCAAACCUUGGCCUCCACCUAUGCGAAUCCCAGCCGUGGCCAUAUCCGCCAAUUGAAGACUCAACUUAAGCACUGGACCAAAGGUGACAAGUCGAUUGAGACUUAUCUUCAAGGUCUAGUUACCCGCUUUGAUCAACUUGCCAUUCUAGGCAGACCUGAGGAGCUUGAGGAUCAGAUCGAAAAGAUCCUUGAGGGCCUUCCGGAGGACUACAAGCCUGUCAUUGACCAAGUUGAGGGUCGAAACACACCGCCGUCCAUCACCUACCUCCAUGAAAGACUCAUUAACCAUGAGUCGAAACUCCUUGCUGCUGCCUCUCACUACUUGCCUCAUGCUCCCACCUCUGCAAACGUUGCUCAGCAUCAAUCCUCAAACUCGCAUCGCUCUUCGAACCGCAACAAAGCCGCUAACACCAACUAG
Messenger RNA from Camelina sativa (false flax), 771 nucleotides. NCBI's taxonomy places the organism in Eukaryota, Viridiplantae, Streptophyta, Magnoliopsida, Brassicales, Brassicaceae. The record is from RefSeq and is a predicted model, not a curated record.